Molecule: messenger RNA, 1258 nt
Organism: Fimicolochytrium jonesii
Lineage: Eukaryota; Fungi; Chytridiomycota; Chytridiomycetes; Spizellomycetales; Powellomycetaceae
Exons: 1
Coding region: 191-1132 (313 amino acids)
Source: RefSeq, a predicted model, not a curated record
UCAGUUGGGUGGAAGUGAUUUAGAUUGCCUCUCGCCCUGAAAACAUCCCAUUCCCAUCAACUGUCUGCGCCACCGGUGACACUCCCGCUUAUAACAGGUGGCAGACGUCCAGGACGGACUCGAGCUCGAUUACCUCAACGGUUUGGAGGCAUUCGUUGACCUCAUCGAUCCAUUCGAAGAACUCCCGGUGAUGAAACCUCCGAUCGUUGUCGAGAUAUUUCGAGUUGUUCCUCAUCAACACUUUCGCACUUUGGCAAACACUAAUCUUCUGACAUCCACGCACAUCCAUCCACUCAACAGGUGGCAAGUGACAGCGAUGUCAUUGAGAUUAGCAGCCUUCGCAGGAGCAUCGCACAUGUCGAAGCCCCGAAACCCCGCCAGGCCGCAACCCUGCCGGAUCAACCCGGCCGAGUGUCUCAAACUCCUUCGCCGGCACCUGCGGAGUCCACUUCUCGGUCAGGAACUGGGAUUGCUCCGCUGGGGAUUGAGCCGCGUCCGCGCCAGCUUGUACAUGAAAAACCCACUGAUCGUCGCCACGGUUGGCAUGUGGCAGGCGUCACGGGAGUUCUUCCACGCGCUGGGACUUUCGGUGCACACACUGCUCCUGGAUGAAAACUCCGCCACAUACGAACCAACCCUCCUCUCUCUGCUGUCUCGUCGAACCGAAAACGUUGUUCUACGUGGCGACCCCAGGCAACUGGGCCCACGCCUGGAGACGCCGGGUGGCUUAAGUCAGCCGCUCGCGCACUCUCUUCUCGAGAGAGUUGCGCUGACAAACAUCGCUCCGUCUCUCUGGCUGCGUGAGCAGUAUCGACUGCCUGAAUCAGUGUUGAAGCUGGAUUCGUGUGGUCGCUUUACCCAAACCGAAUGCACAAAAAGGAUGAAAAGGAAAAGACAUCAAGCAAAUCGGCAAAGGCAAAAAGAACGAAAGAAGGGGAGGAGCUCAGCCGAAAGGAAACUGUUUGUUGAGUGGGUAUUGUCGACAAAAGAACUCAAGAUCCUGAUGUCUGGCCACCAUGGGUUGCUAGUCUGCGGAACCACCAUCCCCAGCGUCGAUGGUACUGCGACAAUGGACCGCCUUCGCGUGAAUGUCUUUACAGGGACAACGGACGGGAUUCACAUCGGCGAUUGACGACGACGUGCGUCUGAUUUGGGAGAAUGGAUCCCCACCUCGCCAAAUUCGCCAGUUUGGUGAAUACGCCAGAGCGAAGCCGCCGCGGGACGAUCGACAACUCAACAAUUGCACGCUCGAACGGUU